Messenger RNA from Dentiscutata heterogama, 166 nucleotides. Lineage: Eukaryota; Fungi; Glomeromycota; Glomeromycetes; Diversisporales; Gigasporaceae. The record is from the annotation of a GenBank genome assembly.
CAAAGUACUUUCAAAAUAACCAAUAUUGACAAUAUUACAAACUAUAAAAAAAUUAAAAUAAUUGAAGUUAAGUAUAAACAUAAUUAUCUUCCUAAUAAUAGGCAAAUUCCUGAUACUAGUAAAAAUAAAUUUAAAAAAGCUGAGAUUGAUAAAAAGUCAGAUAAAG